Messenger RNA from Arctia plantaginis, 372 nucleotides. The record is from the annotation of a GenBank genome assembly. NCBI's taxonomy places the organism in Eukaryota, Metazoa, Arthropoda, Insecta, Lepidoptera, Erebidae.
AUGAAGACUUCAAUGGUAAUCCUUGUCUUGGCCAUCAUCGUCGCCUGCGCCGUGGUCUCUACCUACGCCUGUCCAGACUCCAAGUUCUUCAAGGGCACCUGCAAUGCCCUCAACCAGGACUGUCAGCACCACUGCACCAAUCUGGAGGGAGCUAAGAGUGGCCAAUUGAGUGCACUAUUGAACCAUACGACAGAAAUCACCUCUAACACCAACAAUGAAGACUUCAAUGGUAAUCCUUGUCUUGGCCAUCAUCGUCGCCUGCGCCGUGGUCUCUACCUACGCAGGCUGUCCAGACUCCAAGUUCUUCAAGGGCACCUGCAAUGCCCUCACCCAGAACUGCCAGUUCCACUGCACCAAUCUGGAGGGAGCUAA